CCGGGGACCCCCUUCCUCUUUCUGCAUGGGCUGCGGGAGCCGUUCGAGCGAACGUGGAGGAGGCGUCCGACGGUUCUCCAAUCCCUCCUAGACCUCGUCCUGCCCCGUUGUUCUUCCUCUCCGGUAACUACCCCCCUCCUAAACCAAAAUCGUUCCCUCCCCAGUCUUAAAUCCCGCUGCGCCUCAUCGUCGGCGACCCCAGCGCCGGGGACGGGACGCGGCAAAACCCAAGCCGCCACCUUCCACCAAAUUCCUUCUCUUGUCGCGCGGCGGGCCGGCGGCUCCGUUCGGGCUUUGGAUCGGUUUCUCCUUUCCCCUGGGGCUGAUCUUAAAGCUGUAUGCGAGCUGGAGCAGCCAUUUUCCCCCCACUACUCAAAUAAAGAAAACCAUCACAAUUACUCUUGAAGAGUUCAGGUUGCCUAUCAAGUAUCAGGUAUUGGGUUUUUUAGUUAACUUCAAAUAGACUGUCAAAUAUGGUGAUGUCUCUAGACAAUCUGAGGGGCUUUGCAUUAGCCACAUCAUCGGGUGCUUUUAUUGGUUCGAGUUUUGUGAUCAAGAAGAUUGGGCUCAAGAAAGCUGGGGAUGUUGGGGUAAGAGCAGGUUCUGGAGGCUACUCAUACUUAUAUGAACCGUUAUGGUGGAUAGGAAUGGUAACUAUGAUUCUGGGUGAGGUGGCCAAUUUUGCAGCAUAUGCAUUUGCUCCUGCAAUACUUGUUACUCCACUGGGAGCGCUAAGCAUCAUAUUUAGUGCAGUGUUGGCACACUUCAUUUUGAAUGAGAGGUUGCAUAUGUUUGGUGUUGUUGGCUGCGCAUUAUGUGUUGUUGGUUCAGUUGAUAUAGUUCUGCAUGCCCCAAUGGAAAGAAGGAUUGAUUCAGUUAGCGAAAUAUGGCAUCUCGCAACUGAACCAGGUUUCAUAGUCUAUUCUUGCUUGGCUGUAGCUCUUGCACUUGUUUUAAUGUUCUGGGUUGUUCACCAUACUGAGCAAAGGAAAAUGCUCGCAUACAUUGCAAUAUGUUCCCUAAUGGGGUCCCUUACGGUUAUCAGUGUAAAAGCAGUGGCUAUUGCCUUAAAGCUCUCAUUUACUGGAGUGAACCAAUUUGUGUACAUCCAAACCUGGUUCUUUAUUGUUGUUGUGAUUAUAUGCUGUGUAGUGCAGCUGAACUAUUUGAACAAGGCCUUGGACUCAUUCAAUACAGCUGUGGUAGCUCCUGUAUAUUAUGUGAUGUUCACCAUUCUUACUAUUCUUGCAAACAUGAUCAUGUAUAAGGACUGGGACUCUCAGAACGCAACACAGAUAGCUAGUGAGCUAUGUGGGUUUGUGACAAUCGUUGCAGGAACUUUUCUUCUUCACAAGACCAGGCAUUUGGGGAACACACAACCUGACCCGAAUUCGCUGCGAGCAGAAUGCGAACUCGAGGAUCAUAUCUAGCCAUUCUUUGUUAGACAUCUAACAUAUACCAAAACUCAUACUCUUGUUGAACAUCUAACGUAUACCGAACUUUUGGGAUCUCAGUCGGCAUGCAUUGCAGCUUUACUGCAACAGUUACUGAUUUAGCACAUUGACUAUUAAGGAUGUGUAGGCAUUUUUUAUAUGCUUCACAGGAAUAUUUGCUCCAAUGUUAAAUUCGCAGCGAAUUAUUUCUUCAGUUUGGGGAACAGAAUGUUAUAUUCAUUGUAUAUAUAGUUGAUGAUGUCCUACUGGAAUAUAUGCUGCCAAAUUCAUCAGGUUUUUCACACGGUCA
Molecule: messenger RNA, 1743 nt
Organism: Brachypodium distachyon (stiff brome)
Lineage: Eukaryota; Viridiplantae; Streptophyta; Magnoliopsida; Poales; Poaceae
Product: probable magnesium transporter NIPA2
Exons: 10
Coding region: 474-1430 (318 amino acids)
Biological process (GO): magnesium ion transport
Cellular component (GO): membrane
Molecular function (GO): magnesium ion transmembrane transporter activity
Source: RefSeq, a predicted model, not a curated record